UGAACACGUAUAAUGAAGUGGUAUGAGAAAUGGAUGCUCAAGUUCCUUAAGAAUGGAGCUAAGAUUCCACAAAGGAUAGCUAUAAUUAUGGAUGGAAAUAGAAGAUACGCACAAGAAAGACUUCAUGCAGACAAGCAUGAAGGACAUAAGCAUGGGCUACAGAAGUUGAUUGAUACAAUGGAGUGGUGCUUAGAGCUAGGGAUGAAGGAGGUUGGAGUUUAUGCACUUGCGAUUAAUAAUCUGAAAAGAUCUAAGAAAGAACUUGAUACCUUGUUUGAUCUGAUCAAAUCUUCCUUUCAAAGAUUCGCCAAGCAAAGGGAGUUCUUCGAGAAGAACGGUGUCAAAGUCAAUAUUUGUGGCAGACUUGAAAUGUUACCAAAGGAUGUUCAAGAACCUCUAUUUGAUGUGAUGGAAGAAACAAAAGACAAUACCAAUUGAACACUCCAUAUUUAUGUUUGUUAUAGUUCAACGCAAGAAUUUAUAGAUGGAGUCUAUGAAUGUAAAGAAGAAUUUAAAGCCAAAGGUACUGAGUAUACCCAAGACCUCCUAGAUUCAAAAAUGUACGCUCCUGGGUUUGAACCAGACAUUCUCAUCAGAACCAGUAAUGAAAAUAGGUUAAGUAAUUUCUUCCUGUUCCAGUCAAAGAAUUGCCAGAUCAGCUAUUGUAAAAACUAUUGGCCUGAUUUCUCUCUCUGGGAUAUGCUCAAAAUUAUUCUUGAAUACCAGAACAAGCAGGAAGAAUAGCUUUUCAUUUCUUUUUCAAUCAAUUCCAAAACA
Moneuplotes crassus is the source of this 777-nucleotide messenger RNA. The record is from the annotation of a GenBank genome assembly. NCBI's taxonomy places the organism in Eukaryota, Ciliophora, Spirotrichea, Euplotida, Euplotidae.